CUGUGAGCAACUUUGCUUUGGUGAUUUGGUAAAGCUGAAGGUAGCUUUGUUGAUUUCUGUUGUUUUGUCUAUCAGAUUUAUUUCAUCGAUGGAUAGUUUGCUGAAUUAUGUAUCAAUGAAUUAGGAUUUCAAUUGAUUAUAUCCUUCCCUUCUUUUUCUAUCUCUAUACCUAAUUUAGACCAGUUCAUUCCUCCAUUAAACCAACUACAUUCACCAAUUAAAUGUGUGCCCGUAGAGGCAGAAUACCUCACCAUUCCCAUCAUCUUUAUCUUCAUAGACGAGAUGAAACCUACUCAUAUAUUAGUCCUUGUGUUAAAUAUUUCCUAUUUUUCUUCAAUCUCAUAUUUUGGCUUAUUGGUGGAACCUUUAUGGCCUUGGGGGCUUGGUCCUUCCUUGAAGAAUACCCGGAAACUGAUUUGGCAAAAUUUGAAAGCGUUUUAGAUAUUUUCAUUCAUGUCUCCCUGGCUCUCGUUAUUCUCGGAAUGAUCAUAUUCUGGAUGAGUCUUGCUGGGUGUCUAGGGGCUUUAAGAGAAAAUUUAUGCUUUCUUAAAUUAUAUUCAUUGAUGUUACUCCUUCUAUUCAUUGGUGAAAUAGUCCUAUCAACUGUUGCUUUCAUCUUCCCUAACACAGUUUCCUAUUUCCUGAAAGAUAAACUCUCGAAAGAUCCCAUCAUGAAAUAUAGAGAUGAUACCAACCUGCAAAACCUGAUUGAUGUUAUGCAAAUCAACUUUAAAUGUUGUGGUAUAUCAGAUCAAGGUUAUAAAGAUUGGAAUCGCAAUAUAUAUUUCAAUUGUAAUGAAUCUAAUCCAAGUCCAGAGAGAUGUGCUGUGCCUUUCAGUUGUUGCCGAAAUAAUAAAAACUUUGAUAGUGGUUUGAUAAACAGUAUGUGUGGUUAUUCUUUCCAGAAUAUCUCCUCGGUGGUUCAAGUAAAUAGAUUUAUUUAUACUCGAGGUUGUAUAGAAGCAGUGACGGAGCUUUUUGAAAAGAACAUGAAUUAUGUUGCUGGAGUAUGUCUUGCUUCAGCAGUUGUCCAACUUUUGGCAAUGUUUUUAGCUAGAUCUUUACAAGGACAAAUCAUGGCUCAACAAAGCAGAUAACGAAGACUACCCUCAUCAACAGUGUAAAUACUUAAAGCAUAUUUGAUAAAAUGUACAUGGAAGAAUCUUCAUUUAAUGUUCGAUGAUUUUUGAGAAAUCAUGACGAUUAUGGUACAACUUGAACAAGUCGCACUUUCAGAAUGGUGUAUUGUCUCAUUCUCAUUCUCGAACUUCAUUCCGAGAAUCGUGACCUUCUCCUGCCAAUUUACUCUUGCGAGAAUCCUUUCCAUGUAAAAGCCUGAAAGUAUUUCUCGCCUUUUCAUCCUAUCUUCCAUUAUUUUCUUGCUCUUUUACCAUCUUCCUGCUCCUGAAAAUCUCAUACUCAAAUCAUGUUUUAGAUCGUACUUAAAUCUUUUUUUCCAAUUUGUUUCGCUUUUUCUACGACCAAUGAUCAAUUCAAAUUUGUAUUGUAUUGUAAAAUGAUUUUUCUAAUGAAAAAUUGUUUCAUAUCCUAUAAAUAUAUAAAUACAUAAAUGUAU
Messenger RNA from Tetranychus urticae (two-spotted spider mite), 1576 nucleotides. Its product is annotated as tetraspanin-33. NCBI's taxonomy places the organism in Eukaryota, Metazoa, Arthropoda, Arachnida, Trombidiformes, Tetranychidae. Gene Ontology annotation, cellular component: plasma membrane. The record is from RefSeq and is a predicted model, not a curated record.